CGCGGCUUCUGAUUGCUGAAGGUCAGUCCGCACUAAAGCCGGUUGUACUUCUCAGGCGGCCAGUGCAUGCAAAAGUUGGGAAAAAAAAUAAUGAAUAGGUUGGAAAAUCCUCAUGAAAUUAGCCAACUGAUGUUUGAAGAGGAGGCAUUCUUUAUUGGUUCACCCCUCAACACGCUUAAUUCUAAUAUUACAACGGAUUGCCAACACCACUCACCUCAUCCGUCACUAGGUUCUUUUGGCAGUGAAGAAGUUCGGUGUUCUUUAGACGAAUUGGAUGCUGUUAUCGCUACAUACGACGACGAUGAGAACAAUAACCAUAAUAAUAACAGUAUUGUUGAUGUUAACAAUUGUAGAAGACAGUUAUUCACUUCACCUUUAACUGUUGCUACAAAUUCAACAGACUAUUCAACUUGUUCAACAUUUAUUCCCUCUUCAACAUCCUCCAAUUUAUUCUCCAGUCAUCAAUUAUCAUCUACACUUCAGAAAAAUAUUGAAUUAUUAUCUAUAAUAAAUCAAUCAAAAAAUAAUUCAGUAAUAACAAGUAAAGCAUUACCAGUUUCGUCAUUAUCAUCAGUAGCAGCAGCAGCAACAACAUCAGUGACAACAAGUAUGCAUUUUAUAACAUCUGGUACAGAAAACACCCGUCAACAUCAUCAUCACCAUCAUCUAAAUCAUCAUAAUAAUAAUAGUGGUUUCAGUAAUGGAAAUGAGAUAAGGACACAGUGUAAAGAUACCGUACAGCUGAACAGCACAGUAACUGGAUUUAAUUCAUCUUUACAAUCGUUUUGUACGCUAACAAAACACUUUGAAAAAACUGAUUCCUCGCCUCCAUUACCUCCUCCACCUGAUUCGUAUGCUUCAGAAAAUUUUACGCUUCCACCGCCUCCUCUAUCAGCAGUAGAAGUUCCAGCAUUACCAUAUAGUAGUAAUACAGUAAUUAGACAGGAUACACUGAAAUCUUUACCUUCACAGUUCAAUUCUCCUUCAAAUGGUUAUUUAAAUCGACAGAUAUCUGAUCCUCAGCAUGAAGUAGAUACAAGUGUUAACUCGUAUUGUUGUACAAAUAACAGCCGUUAUACACAAUCUUCAAAUUUCUCAACGAAUAAAUCCACAACAAGACCAUCAAUUCCUCAAAGAGCUCCAUCUACACGAUUGACAAGUGUACCGAAUUGUUCUAAACAAGAAUUAGAUUCACCUGUUAUAGAGAAUACGAAAUUAUUGAAUGCAUUCUGUGAGAGUAAUGGAACAGAUCAUUUAAUAAAGACGACAGAAUCCUGUAAUGCAAAUCCUGUUAAAACUCCUUCGGAAAUAUCAUCAAAAGAGGAGAAUGAUUCAAUUGAACGUACCACUCUACCUGUACAAGAUAUAAUACGUAAAUUUGGCAGCCUCCUUGAUAGUAAUGCAAAAAUACCAAAUCAAUGCUAUACCUCUUCUUGCUCACAAAAUGUAAUACCAUCGUUAUUGACAACCACAACCACAACAAUCCGAUCAAACAAUUCAAUAAAUGACUCUUUAACCACUUGUCAAAAUCACCACUUACUUCAACCGGAUAAUAGUAGUAUGAAAACAUCAGUUAUGCGUAAAUAUAACCAGCCAACAAUUGAUGUUAACAAUUCACAGAAUAUUCCCUCUAUGGAUAAUGUAAAUUCAUCUACAAAAUUAGGACAUUUUACCAAUAAUGGUAUGGCGACACCGACUGUUUUAGCCUCACAAACAUCCACAACAUCACAGGAGAACCAUGCAUCACUGCCAUCACCAUCUAUAAUGCAAGUGAAUCAAAGCAUUAAUUUAUCUCCUGAGAUGAAUCGUUUUCCACAGAUCAAUAAUAAUAACAAUAAUAAUAAUAGUAAUAAUCCAGUUAAGUAUAAUAACUUAUCACCAGUCUUUAGUACCUCCUUCUCUCCUUUGUUAUCUUCGUCAUCAUCAGCAGCACCAACAUCAAAUGUAACUGAUCUUCAUAAAACUGUUGAAUCAGUAUAUAUCAACCGGAAAACCGAUAGUGACAGAUGUGACUUCAAUUCUACACUGACAAACUUUUCAUCUGUUUCACAAACAUCUAUGCAUCACACGAAUACUUCAACAUUUCUAUCUUCUGGGAAUAUGUCUGGUGGUGGGUUGUGUAAAGCAGCUCAUAAUAAUAAUAAUAAAACCAACAAUAGCAACCACUCUGGUAACAAUGGUAAAGAUUCAGCAUUAAAUCAUAAUCCUCGUGUUCAUCAUUAUCAACAGCAACAACAUCAACAACAACUUGACUCACAUGUAGUCCAUCAACUCAGUGGUACUUUGUUACAACGACGAUUGUCGUCUGAUUCGACAGCAGAUUCGUCUUCUAUAGUUCAUGUACAGUCGAUGAAUUUAGAUUCAAAUACAUUAGCUAUAUUGAAUCAAUUCAACAUUGUUGAUGCUACUCAAAUCCCUGGUUAUCAUUCUAUUCCACCUGGUCUACCAGACUGGAAAACACAUAGAUUAGAGAGAAAGAAUCGUGAAGCGGCUAGUUUGUAUGCAGAAGAAUUAAAGAAAUGGGGUCUUAUACCUAAUUGGAAACGUGAACUAAUUGAAAAGAAACAAUUGAAUAAAAUGAAUAAUACAAGCUACUCAUAUGAACUGUGAUCAAGAUUUGACCGGAUAGUUGCAAAAUAAUUGAGCGCUGAGUAAGAAGUAGACAUUUGUAAAAAAUUAUAUUUGUAAAAUUCCAGCGAAAUUGAAAUGAUUUAUUCCAACGUUUCGUUCGGCACUCUGGUGCGAACUUCUUCAGGGAAAUUAAUCGAAAUCAACAGAACAGAGGUUUAUAUAUAAAAGGAACA
Messenger RNA from Trichobilharzia szidati, 2804 nucleotides. NCBI's taxonomy places the organism in Eukaryota, Metazoa, Platyhelminthes, Trematoda, Strigeidida, Schistosomatidae. The record is from the annotation of a GenBank genome assembly.